UAUAUACAUAUGUAUAUAUACCAUCAUAUACGUGCUGUUCAACCAACCCCCCCAUCAAACCCUAAAAAUAGUAAACUUAAACAGCAAGAAAAUAGACAUGGAGGAGAUCAAUUCACUGAUCAUCCAGGGGUGCAAGUUGGCCAGAUUCCUUGAGUUGAACCUGCCGGCUCAUUCCAACGACCCGGGUGUUCUGUUGAAGUCGUGCGACGAGAUCGUGAGCGUUUUCGGCGCGGCCAGAGACCGGUUGAACAGUCAGGGCUCGACGUCUUAUGCUGGACAAACCAGUCAUGAGUCGGCGGAUAUCGGUGGAGGAAUGAUGCAGGAGUGGCUGAGAUACGGCGGUGGGUCGCAAGCCAUGAGUUUGUUACUUCAGGCACAGCUUUCGGCUGAUCUUCAGGGAAGAAUGGGUGGAACGGAUGUGGAGGGUUCGACGCGGUUCGGUGGCGGUGGAGGGGAGGCUCAGCCGAUGGAUGUGGCGGAUUCUGGCGGGAGUGCUUCGUCCUCGCUAAGGUUGAGAAGAAGGAGGAAUGACGUGGACAAACGAACGGUCAUGAUGCCGGCACCUCGAAUGGGGAACACGGAGAUUCCACCAGAGGAUGGUUAUACGUGGAGAAAAUACGGUCAAAAGGAGAUUCUCGGGUCAACAUUCCCGCGGAGCUACUACAGAUGCACCCAUUCCAAACUCUACCACUGCCCGGCCAAGAAGCAAGUCCAGCGCCUCGACAACAAUCCUUUCACCUUCCAGGUAACCUACCGCGGGGACCACACCUGCCACAUGUCAUCCACCGCCCCGUCCGCCUCUCCCGCGCCCGCGGAACUCAUGCCGCCGCCGCCGCCACCAGCGACGACUCAACAACUCGCAACCACCACCGCGUCUCCACCGCCGCCCACCACAACCCCUCACGGCCGGGCGUGGCUGUCGAUGGACUUUGGGCUGGGUAGCAGCGGCGCUGGGCCGAGCAGCGGCGGCGGUGGAGCGGGGCCGAGUUCGAAUCGGUUUGGGAGAGAGACGAUGGAGUUUCAACUUCCGGUGGCGGAUUUGGCCGAUGUGAUGUUUAAUUCAGGGAGUAGCAGCAGUAAUAGCAUGGACCUCAUUUUCUCCAGUGGCAUGGAAGAUAAAUGGGAUCCGGGAGACAAGAGAAGCAGCUGAUGAUGCCUGCUAGCUGGACAGCAGGUUUGAUUAUGUCCAGAUGAAAUCAGCGAAGAUUGAGAAAAGUUGCGGAAACCCCUAAUUACAUUUGACAAUUAAGAAAGUCCCAAUUAAAACCAUUUUCGUUCUCUUCGACAUUUUCAAAACCAUUUCUCUUUUGACAUACUUUUUUUGGAAACGUCUUAAUUUAGGGUUGAAAUGUUCAAACGAUGAAAUUGUAAGUACAGAGAAAAAAUCAAGGAGCACUCUUUCACAUUUGAAAAUAAGAUGUCAAAGAGUGUUCGUUAUCUUUAGUAGUGUGUAACUUUUUUUUUAGAAUCAAGGCCAUAAGUUGUUGUUGUGUCGAGAUGUAUGAGUGUGCGGCUUGAGUGCCUUUGAUGACUUUAAUUUUUCGCAAGUGUUCUCGAAAACUAACAUACCAGGACUCGGUAACUAAUUAUUAUAAUAGUUUUAUCUAUUACUUCGUGUAUUUGUUUAGCCGAUCCAAAACAUACACCGCCGAGGCAACGAUUUCUUGAUUGAUUCGAAAAUCGUACUCCGGAAGUGAGAAGUACUUUCUCAAAUUUUGAAUUCCUUCUUUGUACUGUAAUUGUUACUAGUACUAAUGUUCUAGGCAUUUUGUGUAACAUAAAUACGUAUCAAUGAAAGUUGUUUU
Rhododendron vialii is the source of this 1805-nucleotide messenger RNA. Its product is annotated as WRKY transcription factor 55. The record is from RefSeq and is a predicted model, not a curated record. NCBI's taxonomy places the organism in Eukaryota, Viridiplantae, Streptophyta, Magnoliopsida, Ericales, Ericaceae. Bases 98 to 1150 code for a protein of 350 amino acids. Gene Ontology annotation, biological process: regulation of DNA-templated transcription. Gene Ontology annotation, molecular function: sequence-specific DNA binding; DNA-binding transcription factor activity. The transcript has 3 exons.